UGCAGCCUCUGCCCACCAUGCUUGGUGAACUCUGCACUUUUUGCAAGCAAACCUAUUUGUCUCAAGGGGACACCCCCUGAGGACAAAAAGUAGACCUCGGGCUUCUCUGCAAACCUCCAGAACUCAGUUGGUCAGAGGAAAGGAGCAGCUGGUGGAUGCUGCUUCCAAGGACAUGAGGAAAACAUCCCCAUCCCGGCCAGGAGGUGCUGUGCAGCGUAAAGGACCACGUGGCCAAGAAUGGAACCACACGCCCCUAACGUAGCAGCUGUUCUUGCAGCCUGAUCUCAGAAGGCUUCUGUAAAACCCAAGGAAGAUCAUGGAAACAAAAGCGGUCAGGAGAGUCUGUGGCAUGACUGCAUUGGGGGUUGAUCGUUAUUCAGAUGAGACAGGACACCUGUGAUGCGAAAAUGCCUUCAUCCCACCAGCACCCAGAAUGGGCAGAAAAAGAGACGACAAUUAGCUAGGAGAAAGAGGAGAAAAGCGAGAGGUGAAGUCCAUUUGCCCAAGGUUAGCACCCAGCCGUUGAGCAGAGACAGAAUGCGGACGCGGGCACUUUACAUUCAGCGAUGUUCUGCCCCUUUCUGGCCCAGCCUUCCUCAAGACGCUUCCACAGAAGACAUCAGGACUUCUGUUCCAGUGCCGCAAUGGAUGUCAUGGCAGAGAGCAUGGCGUCGUGGACAGAGGGAAGGAUAAACCACUGGAGAAAGGGUCGGCAGACCUCCCCCCUCCUCCCUGAUAUUGUGGUCCAGGCAAACCCCCAACAUUCCCUGGUUCCCUGGCUCUGUGACAUCACAGCCUCCUCUCUUCUCUGCCAGUUACAGGAAACAGCCCUGCCCAGGGAACUGGGUUCAAAUUCAAGGUUAGCUGACUCAACAAGGCGCCCCUACAGGCGAAGCUGGCAGAGUAAAGGCUUCAACUUCUUCUCCAUGGCAGCCCACCAAAACUUGGCUUCGAAGAUCUUCUGUUUGUGCUGCAAAGACUGUGAGGACCCCCAGGCCAUGGAUGACCCCAAGGCCCCCAGUGAACCCCAGGAUCAGCAGCCAUCCACCUGCAGUUUGCAGAAGGAGGGGCUGGACAGCAAGAAUUCGAAGCAUGCUAAUGAAGCCUCCCACUCGCCUUUGGGACAACCUCUGAUCCACCCAGAAAAGAGAGCCUCCACCACCAGCAACAAUGAGUAUGAAGAACUGAAUACACACGUCUCCCAAAGAGGUUUCUGCAAGAGAAACCUAAACCGCUACUCCCGGGACCGCUGGUCAUUCCAGCCGUGUCACAUCGGGAGGCCCUGAGCAUUCUAGACCACCGCUCCCACGCGGGCUCCCAGGCUGCGGGCCGCUGGGGU
Molecule: messenger RNA, 1339 nt
Organism: Prionailurus viverrinus (fishing cat)
Lineage: Eukaryota; Metazoa; Chordata; Mammalia; Carnivora; Felidae
Gene: TEX48
Product: testis expressed 48
Exons: 7
Coding region: 567-1286 (239 amino acids)
Source: RefSeq, a predicted model, not a curated record